CCUUUUUUAUCGCUGCCGAAAAGAAGCGAGCGAACCGGCCCCACCGGUCGCCUUUUCUUGUAUGCUGUGUGGCGCGACACGAUCCCCGCAUCGAGAGAAUUAUUCAGUGUUGAAACUCUGCAGAAGAGCAUCUGCUAAAUCCCUCGGAUAUCGUUUGUCUGGAGAGAGACGACUUUUUUUGGAGAAAAAGGGAUGGCCUGCUCAAUUGAAGGCAUUCAACCGGAGUUCGUCCCGCCAGGUCUGCUCUGCAGCGACACCUACUGCGACCAGCUAGCCGAGCUACUGGUGAACGAAUCUGCGCUGGACGAACUUUGGCGGGCUCAAGGGUUCCCAACUCCGCCCACCACUCCUGAGAGAGUUUACACUCCGAACAACGAACUGGAUGAAGACAGCGAGAGCGAUACAAACCAAGAUCUUCCUCUACUGAACGAGCUGAUUCUCCUGGCUUACGGAGAGGAGGUCCUCACCAGCAACCCCGUCGCAUUCCCGCCUUUAACCGUGGCAACCAACAUCGCCACCGCAACCUCCACCAACUUGGAGGAAAAUCUCAUUCAGGACUGCAUGUGGAGCGGACAUCUCUGCGAACGCCGGUCCCUCGCUAAGAAACCCCCUGCCCCCCUCGCUUCCGUGGGGUCCGCAAAUUCCUCACUCCAAAACACCCCGGGGGAUUCGGGGACCGGAGGUGGGGUAUAUACCCCGUCACCCUCGCCACCUCCACCUGCCUCGGUGGCUGUCGGGGGCGACAGUAGUCACGACGACGAGGGUGUUGAGAGCGAUUGUUGCGUAAGUCCGUCUGUCGUCUUCCCCUCCAUCCUCACCUCCCCCACCAAGAUCCUCCCCAGAGUGGGUUCAAAGGUCGACUCCACCCACAAUAACACCACUGCUGCCACGGAAACCACUGAAGCCACUACUACUGCGUCGUCUCCGGUGAAGAAGAACAUGUUGGUAUUGCGCAAUAGCAACAAGGCCGAGAGGGACGAUCCUGAUUGGGAGGAGUCUGGCGACGAGAUCGGAGGUCGUCACGGCUACGAGAGGAGUCAGCAGCGUCGUAAGAGGAAGCUGUCGUCGGCGGCAACGGUUGCCAUGGGAGCCAACAGUCGUAUCCAACCUCAGUCCACCGAGUCCUCUACUUCUGAUGAAGAGAUAGAUGUCGUCACGGUGACGUCGGCGGACCGUAGUAAAGCGUCACGGAAACGCAGUCACCCCUCGUCUCUAUCGGCUCCCUGCUCGAGGCAGACAUCUCCUCAUCCUCCUCAGAAGAGAAGGAAAUACCACACCAAGAGACUGCAGCGACUGAGUUCAGCGGGGUCGACGGUGGGAGAGACUGUUGAAAGUGAAGAUGAAGCCAGAAGAGCCAGUCACAACGUUCUGGAGAGAAAGAGAAGGAACGAUCUCAAGUCUAGCUUUCAACGUCUUCGUGAGGAGAUACCGGAACUCGAAGACAACCAGAGAGCACCGAAAGUCACCAUCCUCCGGAAGGCCAUGGAGUUCAUCCGGCACAUGCAGGAACUGGAGCAGGUCGCCGAGGCCGAACUGGUUGCCGAGAAACGACGGAAGCUCCGCCUCGUCGAGCGACUAAACCAGCUCCGAGCGGGUUCCGUUUAACCCUUUCCCUCCCCCACCCCGCUCUCUAGAAGUUAUCCCCCCCGACUCAUUUUACUGAGUGUUCUGCUGUCCGUCGCUAGGAACCAAUUGCUCUGCACAUUUCCACUUCACCGUACAACAUUCGUUCCCCCAUGCUGAAUUUCCGACCCCCCAGCCCCCCUAUAGAAGUCAAUUUCCCCCCACACUUCUCUUGCGUUCAUCUGUCGGGACAAUUUCUCCCAAAGUACAAUCUUUUGCAGGACGACAACAAACUGGCAAAACACGAACGGUUAACGAAUCUACACACCACAAAAAACUCAACGUACCGUUUCUAGGAGUAAACUUUCAGGUCAAACUUGUUUCAAACUUGUUUUUUGUGAACAUUUUCUACGACACCGCACUGUCAACUCCAACGCUGACAUUUCUACGCCCGUCGACUUUCUAUUCUACAAAAAAACCGGGGAAAUGACAAUGAUGACAACACUGACAGUGUAAUUUCACUUUUUUGUGAUCUUUUCCCCUUUUUUUCUGGUUAUUAUACGCAUCAACCUCGAUCAUUCCCACUUAUCAAAAAACAAAUCACUCGAUUUUCUUGUGUCAAUUGUACAUGUCAGUUAAAUCUCGCUGAACUUUCAAACCUUUUGUUGUUAACAAUAAUAACCCUUUCCAAUCCUCCAAUCAAUAUUAUUAUUAUUCCAAUCAAUUGCUAUUUAUCACUUUCAAAAUGUUUGGCCUGGCUUUUCUCGUUUCUUGUAAAAAAAGUUUUUUUUAAGUUUACUAAAUAGACAAUCAGAGCAAACGCUGCGAACCACGAGGUAGCAAAACGUUCUUUCGCUGAUAACAAUGAUAAGUUGAACAGUUAAUUAACUCUGAUGAAAGAAUGCGGA
Molecule: messenger RNA, 2471 nt
Organism: Geodia barretti
Lineage: Eukaryota; Metazoa; Porifera; Demospongiae; Tetractinellida; Geodiidae
Source: the annotation of a GenBank genome assembly